CACCUCAGUGGAGGCUGUGAAGACGCUUUUCUCCAUGCCUGGCUACUGGAAGGAAUUUGCCAGCAUCCACUUUCAUCGGUGUUGGGACAUGAUAGCCUCCCGAUAUCACUACUCGCAGGGGGUUGGCCUGAUUGCAAGAGCCAUGAUCGAGUUUGAGAACCCUCAGCUCCCUGCAGUUUUCAGAGAGGCAAUCACCAUCGUCCAGAGUGGGAAGGAGGAGGAGCAGAGAACUAUCGCCCUGGCUUUCUGCACUGAGUUUCUCCAGAGUCCUUCCAUUGACACCAUCCUGACAAGAUCAGCCCUCCAGGCACAGCUCAUGGACUGGACCAAAGAUGCAAAUUCCAUCAUACGGAGGCUCAGUGCAAUUCUUAUGGGCCCAGCUGCCAGCAAUCCUGGCCAUGUUUUGUGA
Messenger RNA from Caretta caretta (loggerhead turtle), 409 nucleotides. The record is from RefSeq and is a predicted model, not a curated record. NCBI's taxonomy places the organism in Eukaryota, Metazoa, Chordata, Testudines, Cheloniidae.